AUGACUGAAACUCUUGCACCUACAGUUCAAGGACAAGAAAUUAUGGAAAAGUUAAAUAAACAAACAUAUGAAUGUGUUAUUUGUAUGGCUCCUAUUAGAAGAUAUCAUAAAAUUUGGUCAUGUCCACGUUGUUUUACUGCAGUUCAUUCAACUUGUGUUGUAGGAUGGGCUGCAAAUAAACCUACAUGGUGUUGUCCAGUUUGUAGACUUGAAAUUGAUAAACCACCAAAACCAUCAUGUUUUUGUGGGAAACACAUUGAAGGAAGUAAAUAUGAAUCAGCACAUUGUUGUGGGGAGAUAUGUGGAAAAUAUAGAGUAGGAACUAAUUGUCCACAUCCAUGUACAAGAAAAUGUCAUGCAGGACCAUGUGGACCAUGUACUGCAGGAGGUAAAACUGUUAAAUGUUUUUGUGGAAGAAAUAUAGUUCAUUUAGGAUGUGGACAAGAUGAAAGUUCAAGGUCAUGUGGUAAAAUGUGUAUGAAAGAAUUACCUUGUAGACAUGCAUGUAUUGCCAUUUGUCAUGAUGGACCAUGUCCUAAAUGUAGUGUACAAGUAGAAAAAUCAUGUUAUUGUGGUAAAGAGAAAUCAAAAUUUAGUUGUGGAGAUUGUGUACAAGAUCCUAUUACUAAAGGAUUCUAUUCAUGUAAAAAUAUUUGUGAUAAAGUUCUUGGAUGUGGAAAACAUCAUUGUACAAAAGUAUGUCAUUCAGGACCAUGUGAAGAAUGUCCUACACCUAUUAGUAUUAAAAGUUGUGCAUGUGGUAAAACACAUUAUAAUAGAAAAGAAUGUACUGAUCCAUUUGAAGAAUGUCCAGAAAUUUGUGGGAAGAAAUUACCUUGUGGACAUAUUUGUCAUAGUAAAUGUCAUUUUGGACCAUGUAAAUGUACAGAAAAGAUUCAAAAAAGAUGUAGAUGUGGAAAAGAAAUAAUUGAUGUACUGUGUGGUUAUGAAGGAGAAGUUACAUGUGAAAAUGUUUGUAAUGAUUUAUUAAAUUGUAAAGUUCAUAGAUGUGAUAAGAAAUGUUGUUUAGCUCAUGGUAAAAUAAAUUCUGAUUUACAUCAAUGUUUCAAUUAUUGUGGAAAAGAAUUACCAUGUGGUCAUAAAUGUAUGCAAAUUUGUCAUGGAAAUAAGAAAUGUCCACCAUGUUCUCAUAUGAUGUUAACUCCAUUAACUUGUCGUUGUGGUAAAACAAAAAUUAUGCCACCAGUUCCAUGUGGAACACAACCACCACAAUGUAAUUAUUCAUGUACUAUUAUUCCAGCAUGUGGACAUCCACCAGUACCACAUAAUUGUCAUUUUGGACCAUGUCCAAAAUGUACUACAUUAACAGAAAAGACUUGUUAUUGUAGUAAAAAUAAAGUAAAAAUACCUUGUUAUAUUGAAAGUGCUUCAUGUGGUCAAAUUUGUGGUAAAGCUAUGCCAUGCGGUGUUCAUGUUUGUAAGAGAGUUUGUCAUGAUGGUCCAUGUACUGAAAAUGGUCAAUGUCCAUAUGAGUGUGGAAAGAAAAAACCUUAUUGUACUCAUUAUUGUAACAGUAAGUGUCAUGGAGAUACUCCAUGUCCAACAACACCAUGUGACCAAUUAGUUGAAGUGAAGUGUGGUUGUGGAUUUAGAAAAGUUCAAGUGGUUUGUGGAGCAACACCAGAACAUCCAUGGCAACACAGAACGAUUGACUGUAAUCUGGAUUGCUUAAAAGAACAUGUCAGAAAGGAGAAAGUUGGAGUGGAUAAAAAAAGAGUUGAUUAUCCAUUAUGGUUUUUAUGUUUAUACGAUGCUGCAGGAAGAGCAAGUAAAGCAUUAGAAACUACAAUUAUUGAAUUUAUUAAUGAUGUUGAUAAGAAGUCUAUGAUGAUGCAACCAAUGAAUUAUUUAAUCAAUUUAGUAUUUACUUAUUUGUGUGGGUACUAUCAAAUAAAUAUUGUCCCGAUGGUGGUUAAAAAAUCACAACGCUUAAUGAUGGAGAAACAAGCACUAAGACCAGUGCUCUGUGUUCCAACAGUAUACGAUACGUUACCAUUAUACAGAACAUUAUUCCAUCCAAAGGAUAAUGAAUUUGUUGUAAAUGUAAUUGUAUAUGAUACUGAUUUUGGUGAACAAACAAUGAUUAUUCAUUUGACUCAAAUUAGUGAACAUGCACAAGAACCUAUUGAACGAUUCCUUAGUAAGAUUAAAUAUAAUUGUAGACAAGAACCAGUAAAUAAGAGUAAUAUUAUCUUAUUCUUUGAAGAUAUUGAAUCGUUAGAAUAUGCAGUAAAUAAUUUUAAGAAAAUGAAGGGAUUUGUUGUAAGAGAAGAUUUAUUAAUUCCUGAAGAAAAAGAGGAGACUUUACUACAAAAUGAAGACAAAUCAUUUACUGAUAUUGCUUUAAGAAUAAUUUCAGGAAUGUUAAAUGAAAAAUUUAAUAAUAGAGAUAUUGUUGGAAAAAUUAUGAUGGACAUGCCAGCUUAUUCAAGGGCUGCUUUAUCUAAUUAUUCUACAACAUGGAAAUGUUUAAAAGAACAAAAAGAGCCAAUACUUAAUCUUGAAAUGAAUACUCCACAGAAUUUCAUAUUAAAAGAAAUGUAUAUUGACUUUAAUGUUAAUAGAACUCAAAUAAAUCAGAUUGUAGGAUAUCAUGAACAAAUUCUUACUUUUGAUAUGAACCUUUAUAUAGGUGCAAGUGAAGAUAAAAGAGUUCAAGUUCAAUGGAAUAAAGAUAUUGGAGAAGGAGGUAAAUACUUCCACUUCUUUAAAACUAUUUCUAAUGAAAAACAAGUUUCUUUGUUAAGAAGAAAGAAAUUAUUUGUUUGGAUUGAGUACAAAAAUAAAGAUGUUAUUGGCCAUAGAGCUAAUGUUAACUUGUAUUUCGAAGCAAGGUUCCUUCCAUUAAUUAGUCAAAAGAAAAAUAAGCAAACUAAAAAAUGA
Molecule: messenger RNA, 2904 nt
Organism: Entamoeba dispar SAW760
Lineage: Eukaryota; Evosea; Mastigamoebida; Endamoebidae
Product: nuclear transcription factor, X-box binding protein, putative
Exons: 1
Coding region: 1-2904 (967 amino acids)
Biological process (GO): regulation of DNA-templated transcription
Cellular component (GO): nucleus
Molecular function (GO): zinc ion binding; RNA polymerase II transcription regulatory region sequence-specific DNA binding; DNA-binding transcription factor activity, RNA polymerase II-specific
Source: RefSeq, a predicted model, not a curated record